UGGCUUAUUGUCUGUGCAAGUUCACCCACACUGCUCACUCCUGUCUCCUGUGUCCCAGAUGACCGUCUCCUGAUCACAACUUAACUGAGCCGGAGGAAUCGAAGGAGAGACACAGAGAUAGUCCCCCAAUCCACAGUCAGGAGGAUCCCACCCCGAGGAACAAUGCCAUUGGUACCCAGGCGAUGCCAGAGGCUGCACCAGCCCCAUGUGUGAGAGCCAACGUGCCGGGGACCCUGUGCCCCAACCCGGACCCUGUGUCCCACUCUGAGCUGAGCGUCAGGGGACACAGAGAGCAGGCUGAAACCUGAAUAAUUUGAGACAAACGUACAUCCUCACCCGGCGUGCAGCACAGCCCUGAACAUGACCACAGAGAGUUUUGCAGAGUUCCUGAAUAAGCUCAAGGAAAUCCAUGAGAAAGAGGUCCAAGGCCUGCAAAGCAAGCUGACGGAGCUGACGACGGAGAAGUGCCGUGAUGCUCAGAGAAUUGAAGAGUUGUUCGCUAAAAAUCACCAAUUAAGGGAACAACAGAAGGCCCUUAAAGAAAAUGUAAAGGUGUUAGAAAACAGGCUGAGGGCCGGUCUCUGCGACAGAUGCAUGGUCACCCAGGAGCUGGCGAAAAAGAAGCAGAAUGAGUAUGAGAGCUCUCAUUUCCAGAGCCUGAAGCACAUCUUCAUCCUCACUAACGAGACAAACCGCUUGAGGGAAGAGAACAAAACUCUCAAGGAAGAACUGAAGACACUCCGGAGCCUGGAAGACAGGACAAAGCACGCAGGAGUCACCUCCAGAGAAAGCAGCUCCACCCCCAGCUCCCCCUUGCCCUUACUGUCCCCAGCGAGCAGGAAUGCUGGUACUGAGAAAGCAGCUCACAGGGGAGCAGAAGAAGCCCACCACGAUGUGUCAGGCCUUGAGCUGGAAGAAGAAAAGCCUGCAGGACAGAAAAGUUCUCCAAGCAGCAGGACUUCCCCAGGCACUGUUCUCCAAGAAGUCAGCCUCGCAGAAAUGGCAUCCCAGAGGGUCGCCAACCAGCUGCAUGGAACCAUCGCUCUGGUGAGACCUGGCUCCAGACCCUGCUUCCUGGAAAAAAGUCCCUUAGGGGCAUCAGUGUCCCCACCAGCAAGGAAGACUCCUCUCCUGCCGGAGCACGAGCACAGCCCCAGCCUUGAGGCUUAUUUAACAGCAAGCAAACCAGACUCCCCCAAGGUUGGUCCAUCCUAUGAAAACCUAAAACUGACCGCCCGGAGAGAGCAGCUCUGCCUCCUCCACAAGCACCUUUCCCUGCACCAGUUGGGACUCGCGAGCAACUGUGCUUCGGCUGACCGGGACGGCAGCAGCUUCUCCAGCCAUUUACUCAAGGCUAAAGAUGCCGAUGACAGGACACGGUCACGUGAUGGCUGGGAAGAUCGUGCAACCUUGCUGAAGCUCCCCACCGCCAUGGUGUACGUGAGGGAUCAGCAGCUGGAGGAGAAGCUGCACCUCCUCAAGCACAGAGAACGACUGCAGCAUUUCCUCAUGCAGCGGUGCCAGACAGGCCAGCGGGCAGACGGAGACCCAAAGCCUGAGGAGCGGCCCCUCUCCCCAUGGCCAAACAUCAUGGCAGGGUGCAAGGAGGAAAGGUCCUUCCUGGAGGAUGCUGCAGACGGGAAGGAAGAGAAGGAGCUUUGGCUGAUCAGGGACAGCUCUGAGCUCCAAGAAAAGAUGAAGGUGACAAGGGACGAUGGUGCAGACGCACCGCUGGAUCUGUCAGACUCUGGCCGUGGCAGGGAAACAGGCUGGCACAGCCACCGGGAGCCGUGGGGGGCCAGCAGCCCACAGCCAAGCCCCGGGGAGAGCCCCGCUGUGUCAGCAGCCCACGGCCCCAGCAAGAGACACGAGGCAGAGCGGGACAGCUUGCGCUUCCCCUACCGCUGGCCCAAUGCCACCCGGGCACUGUCUGGUGCUGUUGAGGAGGAGGAGGAGGAGGAGGAGGAUGCAGCUGUGCUCGCGCUCUCACGGGCACAUCCAACAAACAACUCCACGCCGAGAGACCCAGAGGCCCUUCCAGAGACUGGGGUGAGACUGGAUGCCAGUGCACAGAAGGGAGAAGCAGAUGAUGAUGAUGAUGACACAGAGUCUGGGAAGCAGGAAUCUGAUGAGCCAGACACAACGGACAGCGAGGUGGCUGCCUCAUAUGAAGAUGAUAUACUACAAGAAGCUCAGGCUGAAGGGAAGUAUUUUUGCACCAAAGACAAAGCUCAUGCAUUGCAGAAGAAGAGAAAAAGAGGACAGGAUCCCUGGACGAAAGGAGCUAAGAAGUCAAUGAGAGGAAGAAAGAAAGUCAAAGUGGAGCAGGGCUCAGCAGGGAUCAUGAAGCAAACAGAGAACUGCUCUGCUUCCCACAACGAUACCUCCGAGGAGAGCUAACAGCAGGGCAGAAUGAGAAACAACACAGACGCUGCAGACCAACGGAGAGGGCUCGGAGACCUCAGCACCCAGCCACGCUGGGAGAGAAACUUCUCCUGCUGUGCUGGGCCAGGCAGUGGGGAACUCAUAAGGACAUAUUGAUAAGUAGAACAUCCUGAAAAUCCUCACUCAAUGCCCUGGGAGAGGCAAGGAAGAGCCGUGCAGAUGAUACCUGGAGCAGCCAGGACACUGCUGGUGGAGCAGCGCACUCAGUGACCCCCAGCCCUGCACCGGAGCAGACCCUCAGACUGGUGCGAGGAAGAGGAGAGGCCCUCUUUGCAGCACUGCCCAUCUUCUUCCGUAGGAUUUCAUUCAAGAACAGACUACCCAGACCCUGCUCCCCAUGUAUGAUGUCCUGGUGGCUGGCCCAAGGGUGGUGACCAAGCAGGGCCCCAUGAACAAACCUGCACUGAUUAAAUCCCU
Molecule: messenger RNA, 2862 nt
Organism: Athene cunicularia (burrowing owl)
Lineage: Eukaryota; Metazoa; Chordata; Aves; Strigiformes; Strigidae
Gene: RBBP8NL
Product: RBBP8 N-terminal like
Exons: 15
Coding region: 361-2400 (679 amino acids)
Biological process (GO): DNA double-strand break processing involved in repair via single-strand annealing; double-strand break repair via homologous recombination
Cellular component (GO): site of double-strand break
Molecular function (GO): Y-form DNA binding; flap-structured DNA binding; single-stranded DNA binding
Source: RefSeq, a predicted model, not a curated record